GGGCUCCCAGCUCCUGAGCAUUGAAGAAUGACCCUUCGCUGGGCCAUGUGGCUGCUGCUCUUGGCGGCCUGGAGCAUGGGCUACGGUGAGGCCUUCAGGUGCUAUACCUGUGAGAAGCCCACGGCCAUUAACUCAUGCAAGAAUAUUGCUGAGUGCAAGCUGGAAGACACAGCCUGUAAGACUGUACUGGAGACAGUGGAAGCAGAGUUCCCCUUCAACCACAGUCCCAUGGUGACCCGCUCCUGCUCCAGCUCCUGCCUGGCCACCGACCCUGAUGGCAUUGGAGUUGCCCAUCCUGUCUUCUGUUGCUUCCGUGACCUCUGCAACUCAGGGUUUCCGGGCUUGGUGACAGGCCUCUAGCCACACAGGGAGCCUCGUUCCUCCUCUAUCCAUUCUCCUGGCAGGGCCCGGUGCUGCCUGCAAUCAUCUCUGCAUGUCUGGCUCUGUGAGCAGAGCUCACUGAGCCUCAGGUCACUCAAACCUGUGGAAAAUAAAAUAAGCCAAGGGCAAA
Molecule: messenger RNA, 511 nt
Organism: Mastomys coucha (southern multimammate mouse)
Lineage: Eukaryota; Metazoa; Chordata; Mammalia; Rodentia; Muridae
Gene: Slurp1
Product: secreted LY6/PLAUR domain containing 1
Exons: 3
Coding region: 28-360 (110 amino acids)
Molecular function (GO): acetylcholine receptor inhibitor activity
Source: RefSeq, a predicted model, not a curated record